Messenger RNA from Pararge aegeria (speckled wood butterfly), 2200 nucleotides. RefSeq names its product leucine-rich repeat-containing protein 10. Bases 1 to 1107 code for a protein of 368 amino acids. NCBI's taxonomy places the organism in Eukaryota, Metazoa, Arthropoda, Insecta, Lepidoptera, Nymphalidae. Gene Ontology annotation, molecular function: protein binding. The transcript is spliced from 6 exons. The record is from RefSeq and is a predicted model, not a curated record.
AUGAGUGCAAUUUUAAAAUUUAUCCGUGAAAACCACAUACUUGCGGUAAUAGAACAGGCCAUAGCCAAAAAGAAGACAAGGUUAAGUUUAAAUGCGUUCGAAAUCAGAGAAAUACCAACGCUAUUGUACUCAUGUACGGCCGUCGAACAUCUUUAUUUACACAUAAAUGACAUACCAACUCUACCAGGUCAGAUAGCGCAGCUUACAAACUUAACAACACUGACUCUGGACUAUAAUAAUAUAAGUGCAUUGCCCAAGGAAAUCGGUAACUUGAAGAAUCUCAUCAAUUUGAACAUAAGCUACAACCCUCUCCAUCAAUUGAUUCCUGAGAUUGGCAAUCUGGAGAAUCUGGAAGCCUUCUGGUGUAACAGGAUUGGAUUGAAAGAGAUACCAAAAGAGAUCGGUAAAUUAUCGAAACUGGACACGUUCGGAGCCCGUGGAAAUGAACUUAAGACUGUCCCGGAUGAACUGACCAGACUGAAAAAAUUGAGAUGGCUGACUCUGGAAUACAAUCAUAUAGAAUAUCUGCCACGCUGUAUGGACAACAUGGAGUACCUGGUGCACGUCAACGUGAGACAGAACUGCCUCAAGGAGUUCCCCGCUUCGGUCCUAAAGUGCCCCAACCUCAUGUUCUUGCAGCUCAACCAUAAUCAGAUACCACGUCUGCCGGAGGACUUUCAAACAAACGAGAUCCGCGCACUUGAGAUGAUUGACCUCCGUUACAAUCCCAUCUGUGAGCUCCCACAUCAGGACCAUCAUCUGAUACGCUACACGGAGGCCAUGCCCACUGCGUUGAGUGCGCAAGACCUGGCGUCUUCGUCCAACGGUCGAGGCCUCGCCGCCCAGGCGUUGGCGGCCAACGCCACUGCGCUUAGACUACCUGCGGUGCCAGCGCCGAGGCGCCCCGACGCGUUGGCCAGAGAGCUGGAUCCGGACGGCUCCUCAAUAGACGAUUCUGAGGAUUGGGAGAACAGUGUCAACAGUUCAGAACUGGACGUCCAAUACCAGAGCGAUGACGAGCGGGCCGACAACGAGAUCGCUCAAUUCUUUCAGGCGAUCGGCACGGUGUUGCCAGAUCUGUCCCGAUAUGCAAGCACUGCAAACUAAGAUUAAUACCACUCGCAACACUGAUCAGCUGAUAAAAUUAUAGAUCGAAAACUAAACCACCGCAAGUUUUAAUUUACAACUAACAUCAUUCAUUAGCUAUCAGAAAAAAAAGAAAAAUAUAACUGCAAGAUAAAUUAUUUCCACUCGCAACACUCCUUACAUCAGCUAUCUGAAGAAUGAAACCCAGAGAUUGCACUAAAAACUUGAAAUAUCUUUGCUGGCAACAUUUAUAAGCUAUCAAAAGAAGAACUAAGAGCUAUCCUUGCAGGUGAAAUAGUUACCAGUGGCUACUACCGGCAGCAAUCAUAAGAAUAAAACCAAUAGAUAGAUCUAUAAGUUUAAUUAUUGCCACUGGCAACAUUCAUAAGCUAUCAGUGUAAAACCAAGAUCUAUAGUUGCAAGUUAAAUCAUUUCGAGUGGCUACUUUCAUAAGCAAUCUGAAGAAUAAAGGCACUACAAGUUUUAGUUUUUGCCACUGGCAACAUUCAUAAGCUAGAAGAAAAGCUACCGUUGCAAGUUAAGUCAUAACCAACGGUGACUUUCAUCAGCUUUCCGAAAAAUAAAGCCUAAAGAUAGCACUACAAGUUUUAAUUUUUGCCACUGGUAAAAUUAAUAAGCUAUCAGAAAAAAGCUACUACCGGCAGCGAUCAUAAGAAUUAAACCUAUAGAUAGAUCUAUAAGUUAAUUAUUGCCACUGGCAACAUUCAUAAGUGUAAAACCAAGAUCUACAGUUGCAAGUUAAAUCAUUACCAGUGGCAACUUUCAUCAGCCAUCAGAGGAAUAAAACCUAGAGAUAGCACUUCAAGUUUUAUUUAUUUCCACUGGCAACAUUAAUAAGUUAUGAAAACAAAACCAAGAGCUACCGCUGCAGUUAAAAUGGCUACCAAAUUACCAAUGGCUACUUUCAUCAGCCAUCAGAAGAAUGAAACCUAGAGAUAACACUAUAAGUAUAAUUUUUACCACUGGCAACAUUCAUAAGCUGUCAGAAGCAAAACCAAGAUUACAGAUGCAAGGUCAAUUCUUACAAAUUGCAACACUACACUGAAAAUAAACUGACAGCCUCUUGGUAUCAUUGUAAAACUUUAAUUAAUUU